AUGACCAUUACUGCUGAUCUGAAUGUGAGGUUGGUGAAUGGUGGCAGUCGUUGUGCUGGUAGAGUUGAGGUUCUUCAUGAUGGUCAGUGGGGAACAGUGUGUGGGAAUGACUGGGAUCUGACAGAUGCUGCAGUGGUGUGUAAAGAGCUGGACUGUGGAGAGCCUCUAGUUAUUGUUCACUUUGGAGAAGGAUCAGGACCAAUCUGGAUGGAUAAUGUGCACUGUAAUGGAUCAGAGUCCUCACUGAAGAACUGUACAUCAAGUGGAUGGGGUGUUAAUAACUGUUAUCAUAGUCUUGAUAUUGGGGUCAUCUGCUCAAAUUUGAAUGUGAGGUUGGUGAAUGGUGAUCGUCCUUGUGGUGGUAGAGUUGAGGUUCUUCAUGAUGGUCAAUGGGGAACAGUGUGUGGUAAUGGUUGGGAUCUAACAGAUGCUGCGGUGGUGUGUAGAGAGCUGGACUGUGGAGAUGCUCUGGGUAUUUCUCACUUUGGAUCAGGAUCAGGACCAAUUUGGAUGGAUGAUUUGGACUGUAAUGGAUCAGAAUCCACACUGAUAAAGUGUAGAUCGAGAGAGUGGGGUGUUAGUGAUUGUGCUCAUGAUAAAGAUGUUGGAGUUAUUUGCUCAAAUUUAAGUGUAAGGUUGGUGAAUGCUGAGAGUCCUUGUGCUGGCAACGUGGAGGUUCUUCAUGGUGGUCUGUGGGUUACAUUAUGUGGUCGUGUUUGGGAUAUGAAAGAUGCUGCAGUGGUGUGUAGAGAGAUGGGCUGUGGAGAGCCUCUGGGUACUGCUCACUUUGGUCAAGGAUCAGGACCAAUAUGGACUGAACGAAUGCAAUGCAAUGGAUCAGAGUCCACACUGAAGAACUGUGGAUCAAGUGGAUCGGCUGUUCAGUAUUGUGGUCAUGAUCAUGAUGCUGGAGUCAUUUGCUCAAAAUUGAAUGUGAGGUUGGUGAAUGGUGGCAGUCCUUGUUCUGGUAGAGUUGAGGUUCUUCAUGAUGGUCAAUGGGGAACAGUGUGUGAUGAUGACUGGGAUCUGAGAGAUGCUGCAGUGGUGUGUAAAGAGGUGAACUGUGGUGAGGCCGUACAGGUGCUUUAUGGGGCUCACUAUGGACCAGGAUCAGGACCAAUCUGGAUGGAUGAAGUGGACUGUAAUGGAUCAGAGCCCACACUGGAGAACUGUAGAUCAAGUGAAUGGGGUGUCAGUGAUUGUGCUCAUGAUAAAGAUGUUGGAGUUAUCUGCUCAGAUUUGAUUGUGAGGUUGGUGAAUGGUAGCAGUCCUUGUGCUGGUAGAGUUGAAGUUCUUCAUGGCCGUCAAUGGGGAACAGUGUGUGACUUUAGUUGGGAUCUGACAGAUGCUGCAGUGGUGUGUAGAGAGCUGGGCUGUGGAGAAGCUGUACAGAUGUUUCAUGGAGCUCACUUUGGAGAAGGAUCAGGACAGAUCUGGAAGGAUUAUAUGCGAUGUGGUGGAUCAGAGUCCACAUUAAAGAAGUGUAGAUCAAAUGAAUGGGGUGUUCACUAUUGUACUCAUAUUCGUGAUGCUGGAGUCAUCUGUUCGGGUGAACUUGUUGCUGGUUCUCAUUUGUGCUCUGGGAGAGUUGAGAUGGCUCGUGGGAACACCUGGAUGUCAGUGUGUGAUGCUGUGUUUGAUGAUCAGGAUGCAGAGGUUGUGUGUAGAGAGCUGAACUGUGGGGUUCCUGUACAGCUGCUGGGUGCAGAUACUUUUGGUAAAGGAGAGGGGCAGGUGUGGACACAAGAGAUUCAAUGUAGAGGAAAUGAAUCUCAAAUAAACUUCUGUCCACAACAAUCUUCAAACAAGAACAACUGUUCACAUGACAAUGAUGUGGGAGUAAUUUGCUCUGGUUACACAGCACUCAGACUGGUGAACGGCUCUGAUAUCUGCUCUGGUCGAGUUGAGCGUCAGUAUUUCAGUAAAUGGGGCUCAGUGUGUGAUGAGUGCAUGAAUAUGAGAGCUGCCAAUGUCCUCUGUAGAGAGCUGAAUUGUGGGAUUGCUGUGUCUGUUGUGGGAGUGGACUGGUUUGGAGAGGGAUCUGGUGAAAUCUGGGCUGAUGUGUUUGAUUGUCAGGGGAAUGAAACAAAACUCUCAGAAUGUUCAAUCUCUUCAUGGAGUCGAGCUGAAUCCUCUCAUAAACAAGAUGUUGGAGUCAUUUGUUCUAGUGAGUGAACUUCACUCUGUCAUUAACAUGAAGUUACUGU
Messenger RNA from Paramisgurnus dabryanus, 2207 nucleotides. NCBI's taxonomy places the organism in Eukaryota, Metazoa, Chordata, Actinopteri, Cypriniformes, Cobitidae. The record is from RefSeq and is a predicted model, not a curated record.